Messenger RNA from Acinonyx jubatus (cheetah), 3239 nucleotides. RefSeq names its product mitogen-activated protein kinase kinase kinase 8 (gene MAP3K8). The transcript is spliced from 9 exons. Bases 816 to 2219 code for a protein of 467 amino acids. Lineage: Eukaryota; Metazoa; Chordata; Mammalia; Carnivora; Felidae. Gene Ontology annotation, molecular function: protein kinase activity; ATP binding. Gene Ontology annotation, biological process: protein phosphorylation. The record is from RefSeq and is a predicted model, not a curated record.
CAGUCCUGCCUGUUUUAUUUGCUAGCUGGGCUCAUUUUUACUGAUGGGCUCAGCUACUUGUCAAUCACUUUAUCAGCCUCGUCCCUGCCUGACCGGAAGCACAAAGAGAUUAUAGGAGUCAAGGCCCUACAACGAAGGCCGUGCUUCCCACCUAAGCAGGCCUAGGUCCAUCAGCAAUUUUCACACGACUUCUUUGCAUCGGAACAGCAACUCACUUUCCACAGAAGAAACAUGGAAAACUCUAGAGCGGGUCCGAUGCAGUUUUGAAACCGCGGGGAUAGAAUGAGUGUGGGGACUGGAGAGGACAGGGCGUGGACUCAAAGUCGUGGGGCGUUUGAAUCUGGGCUACGCCCGGGACCCCCAACGUCCAGGUCUGUAAGACCUAGAGAAUUCCUACCUUACAUUCCCUCUCUUUCUCUGGGCUGUCUUGCAGAACAUCUAGCUGAUAGUAGGUGCUUGAUACUAGGGAAGUAUUGAGGGACGAGAAGGUGGUGAGUUGCAACUCAGGUACUGUGAAAGGCCGGCAAAGUGGAUUUCGUGGACAGAGGCGCUAUUUUCCCUGGAACUCGCUUCCCGCUUCCCCUGGAGGAAACGCUUUCCCCUCGAGAAGGAAGAAUGCUACAAACAAACUUUGAUCUUUCCAAGCUGUGCAGAAAACCCCAGACUUGCAGCCGGGGUUAGGAGGUGGAGAGGAGUACAGGGACCAGCAACCACAGAUGACAGAGCUUAUUAACCAUGCAGCAGAUACCUUGCACACCUGAACUUCUUUAAACCUCACAACCGCCCUAUGAGACUCUCUAAAAAGCGCAACAGUGAUGGAGUACAUGAGCACUGGAAGUGACGAUAAAGAAGAGAUCGAUUUAUUAAUUAAACACUUGAACGUGUCCGAUGUCAUAGACAUUAUGGAAAAUCUUUACACGAGUGAAGAGCCAGCGGUUUAUGAGCCCAGUCUGAUGACCAUGUGUCAAGACAGUAAUCAAAAUGAGGAGCGUACAGAAUCUCUGCUGCUCAGUGGCCAGGAGGUGCCUUGGUUGUCCUCCGUCAGAUAUGGCACCGUGGAGGAUUUGCUUGCCUUUGCAAACCAUAUAUCCAACACGGCAAAGCGUUUUUAUGGACACCGACCACAGGAAUCUGGAAUUUUAUUAAAUAUGGUAAUCACUCCCCAAAAUGGACGCUAUCAAAUAGACUCUGAUGUUCUCCUCAUCCCUUGGAAGCUGACUUACAGGAAUAUUGGCUCUGAUUUCAUACCUCGGGGAGCGUUUGGAAAAGUAUACUUAGCACAAGAUAUAAAGACUAAGAAAAGAAUGGCCUGUAAAUUGAUCCCAGUAGAUCAAUUUAAGCCAUCCGAUGUGGAAAUCCAGGCUUGCUUCCGGCAUGAGAACAUUGCCGAGUUAUAUGGCGCAGUCCUAUGGGGUGAAACCGUGCACCUCUUCAUGGAAGCAGGCGAGGGAGGGUCUGUCCUAGAGAAACUGGAGAGCUGUGGACCAAUGAGAGAAUUUGAAAUUAUUUGGGUGACAAAGCAUGUUCUCAAGGGACUUGAUUUUCUGCACUCAAAGAAAGUGAUUCAUCAUGAUAUUAAACCUAGCAACAUUGUUUUCAUGUCCACAAAAGCCGUUUUGGUGGAUUUUGGCCUAAGUGUUCAAAUGACUGAAGAUAUCUAUUUUCCUAAGGACCUCCGUGGAACAGAGAUUUAUAUGAGCCCAGAGGUGAUCCUAUGCAGAGGCCAUUCAACCAAAGCAGACAUCUACAGCCUGGGGGCCACACUCAUCCACAUGCAGACAGGCACCCCGCCCUGGGUGAAGCGCUACCCUCGCUCUGCCUAUCCCUCCUACCUGUACAUAAUCCACAAGCAGGCGCCUCCGCUGGAAGAUAUUGCAGAUGAUUGCAGUCCCAGCAUGAGAGAGUUGAUAGAGGCCGCCUUGGAGAGGAACCCCAAUCACCGCCCGAGGGCAGCAGACCUGUUAAAACAUGACGCCCUGAACCCCCCCAGAGAGGAUCAGCCGCGCUGUCAGAGUCUGGACUCCGCCCUCCUUGAGCGGAAGAGGCUGCUGAGCAGGAAAGAGUUGGAACUUCCAGAGAACAUUGCUGAUUCUUCAUGCACAGGAAGCACUGAGGAAUCAGAGAUGCUAAAGAGACAGCGUUCCCUCUACAUAGACCUUGGGGCCCUGGCUGGCUAUUUCAACUUUGUACGGGGUCCGCCAACACUAGAAUAUGGCUGACUGAUGUUAUCAUUUUCUCUAAAUAAUCAAGACUCAGCAUUGGUCUCCUGGAAGCUGGUCCUGCUGAGUCUACACUGGGGCUCUGGAUAACGAACUGUGCCAUUUGUUAGCUGGCCGUGUGGGCUCCCGUGACUCACGAAUGUGACUCCACAUGGCUCCCAUGGGUUUGAUGUGUGAAGCCACCCUGGUAGCUGCCAGGUCUAAAGGUUCUCAUUUCUCAGAUGGUAUGACUCAAAGGGAGCUGAGGGUUCAUGGCAGGAUCGUUUCUAGUGACUGAUUCCAUUCACUGUGCACUUUGCUCACCAUUUACAAGAUACCAACCACAAGGAUAAUGUGUUAGCCUGAAAUUACCAUUCUUGGUUCUGAUUUAAGUACGGGAACUUCAUUUAACUCAGAAUAGUUGGCUUGUAUAUAUGGGUGUAUAUUAUAACUCCUCGAGCCUUUGUGGGUAGAUUCUAGUAUAAAUUAAAGUCGUCAUAUUUUGGGUGAAUAGAACAACUUGAAUCUUCUAGCAAUAAGCUGAACUGGUGUCUCAAAAAUGGCUCCUUAUUCAGGAGCCAUCUGACAGAAGCCACUAGUGACAGGUUCUGUUAUGUUCCUAUGGAAACAUUUUGUACUGUAUAUGCUAUGCUUAAAACAUUUAAAACAUGGUGUUUUGAAUGUGGAUAAAACUGUGUUAAACCACAUAAUUUCUGUACAUCCCAAAGGAUGAGAACGUGACCUUUAAGGAAAAUGAACUUUUCAAAAUUCUUAAAGAUGCUACUUUUGUAACUCUCCUGAACACUUCCUCGUAAGCAUUUGUAUAUUAAAAUAGCAUACUGUGUAUGUUUUAUAGCAAAUGCCUUCAUGAAUCUUUCUUACACGUACACAUAUUUUUAACAUUGUAAUUACGUCAGUAUUCCUACCUAAAGUACGUUUUUACAUCAGGCAAAUGAAACCGGCACUUUUAUCCAGCGUGAUUGGUCAAAUCAACUGAAUAAACUCAGUAUUUUGCCUUAAUUCUUGUGGAGAGUGCGAUUC